GCUAAAAAUAUCAAAUAGCAUCAAAAGUUGGCUCAUCAAUCAAAACUUGGCACUUAUCAACAGUUUAUACAUUGCAAUCCAUGCACGGAUCAUGGGUUCGGCUGCAUUGUGUUCAUACCUUCACUUCAAGUCGGGCGUUUGGUAUAAAAACAGACGGACAACGUGGUGGUGAGAGCAAGGCUGCCGUUGACCACUUCGGAGUGCAGACGUGUACUUGACUUUCUCUCAAAAAUGUUUUCUACCACGCUCUCAAUUUUGGCAAUUGCUUGGCUGGCAGUAGUGCGGGGUCAAUGGGAACCAAACUUCGCCCCUGGCCGCACCACCGUCGUUCAUCUCUUCGAGUGGAAAUGGAACAACAUUGCGGACGAGUGUGAGCGAUUUCUUGGACCGAUGGGCUACGGUGGAGUUCAGGUUUCUCCACCCAAUGAGAAUGCAGUCAUCAGCGAGCCCUACCGCCCUUGGUGGGAGAGGUACCAACCAGUUUCGUACAAGCUGGAGACGCGCUCUGGCACGGAGGCCGAGUUCGCGUCCAUGGUCAGAAGGUGCAAUACGGCGGGUGUUCGAAUCUACGUCGACGCUGUGGUGAAUCACAUGACGGGAGGCGGGUCAUCCGGGACAGGGACAGGGGGCAGUUCUUACAAUGGGGGGACGAAGGACUACCCAGGCGUCCCAUUCGGGCCCAACGACUUCAACAGCUAUCCCAACGAGUGCCCAAACCCGUCAGGAUCCAUUGGCGACUACAAUAACCCGAUCGAGGUCCGAAAUUGCGAGCUUGUUGGUCUUCGAGACUUGAAACUGGGGACAGACUACGUUCGAGGGAUGCUUGUGGCCUAUCUCAACAAACUCAUUGGUUACGGUGUAGCUGGUUUCAGGGUGGACGCGAGCAAGCACAUGUGGCCAGGCGACAUGGAGGCCGUUUUGUCGCAACUAAGCAACCUUUCCACGGACCACGGCUUCCCUCCAAACUCGAGAGCAUUCCUCUUCCAAGAGGUCAUCGACUUGGGUGGUGAGCCCAUCAAGGGCGACGAAUACUUUGGCAUGGGGCGAGUCACAGAAUUCAAGUACGGGAAAUUCCUGGGGGAAACCUUCCGCGGAUUUGGUCAACUAAAAAAUCUCGUCAAUUGGGGCGAGGGGUGGGGAAUGUAUCCCAAUAACAACGCCCUGGUCUUCGUCGACAACCACGACAACCAGCGAGGUCAUGGAGCUGGCGGAGAGAACAUUCUGACCUAUCGCGUGGCUCGUCUCUACAAAAUGGCCGUCGCCUUCAUGCUCGCCCAUCCCUAUGGCGUCACCAGAGUCAUGUCGUCCUACGACUGGACACCCUACGAGAACGACUGGACGGGUCCACCCAACACGAACGGAAAUAUUGACGACGUUCCAAUCAAUGACGACUUGUCCUGCGGUGGUGACUGGGUGUGCGAACACAGGUGGAGGCAGAUUUACAAUAUGGUGAAAUUCCGAAAUGUGGUUUCUGGGACCACGCUCAACAACUGGGUGGACAACGGGAACAAUCAGAUCGCUUUUUGUCGUGGGGACAAGGGCUUCAUUGCGAUUAACAACGACAGCUCGCCCCUCAUUCUCAGCCUUCAGACUUGUCUCCCUGCUGGUCAAUACUGUGACGUCAUUUCGGGGAAUGUGGAGGGUGGUCAGUGCACUGGGAAGACGAUCACUGUGGGAAACGAUGGGAUGGCGAGUAUCAGCAUCAACAACAGUGACGAAGAUCCCAUGGUGGCGAUUCACGCAGAGUCCAAGCUUUGAAGACGUGAAUGGGUGUACCGGCACAAAAAUAAGAAAACCUUGUUAACCUGACAUGUUCACGUGUAAAAGAUUUACUAAUUUAUGAUCUCGAGUAAAGUUGUUCGCCCUCUUUACUUAUUUGGCCUUAAUAAAUUGUUGUCUUAUUUAUCA
Messenger RNA from Folsomia candida, 1908 nucleotides. RefSeq names its product alpha-amylase 1. Gene Ontology annotation, biological process: carbohydrate metabolic process. Lineage: Eukaryota; Metazoa; Arthropoda; Collembola; Entomobryomorpha; Isotomidae. The coding region runs from base 232 to 1758 and encodes 508 amino acids. Gene Ontology annotation, molecular function: alpha-amylase activity; cation binding. The transcript is spliced from 9 exons. The record is from RefSeq and is a predicted model, not a curated record.